Molecule: messenger RNA, 1311 nt
Organism: Oikopleura dioica
Lineage: Eukaryota; Metazoa; Chordata; Appendicularia; Copelata; Oikopleuridae
Source: the annotation of a GenBank genome assembly
AUGCCCAAGAAUGAGAAGAAGAAAAAGGCGAAGAAGGAAGGGUUUACGCGAACGUUGACCGUCGUCGUUGCACUUUGGAUUGUCAAAGCAUUCGAAAACCAAAACAUCAACAAACAAAGCCUCUCUCUAUCCAACCCACUGCCAGAACAGCUUCCAAGAGGUUUUCAGCCAGAUGUACAGAACGAUUACGACUACAAAAGUGAGGCUUCAAGCGAAUACAUUCAAGAAGACUUGAAUCAAAAGCCAUCAGGGCGAACAUCGCCGAAUAAUAAAUAUGAAAUUUACACUGGAUCAAGGGAUGAUCGAGUUUGCAUGAAGAAAAUUGACCCAACAGUGGAAAGAAAGCAUGUCAAAGAGGGAAAGAUUCCCAAAUUUGUGAUCAUAGGAGCCGACAAGUGCGGCACCUCAGCUCUGGGAAAGUUCCUCUCAGAUCAUCCUGACGUUAUGUAUAUCGGCGAGACGUAUUUUUUCUCACGCGAAUGGGCCAAAGGAUCAGAUUGGAUCAAGUCGAAAUCAGCCGGCGUUUUUGAGGACCAAUAUGUUUUGGAAAAGAGUCCCACUUAUUAUCGAAGCCCUGCGGCGCCUAAAAGAAUGUUACAGAUUAAUCCAGACAUGAAGGUGGCACUCGUUGUCUGUCGAAAUGUCAAGCGAUUGCUGUCCAGAUAUCUUCACCUUUACAGACCAGGCGAAACAAAUGAUCAGAAAAAGUCGCGCGUUACCAAUUUCUUCGGAACAACUACAUCAUCAUUUAUGCGCGCUGCUCUUGAAAACAUCAACAUGUUUGACAGAUACCUCGAGCGAUUAUACCCUGAUUGGAAGAAUCCCGAAAAAUUACACCUUUUGAUUGACGGCUUAGUAGACAAAUUUGAAAAGGUCAUCCCGCCAUUCAGAAGAGGCCUUGAAAAUAAUAUCCGAGGGGCGCCCGCUUCAUCUAUGAUCGCAGACGGUCUUUGGCCCGUCUUUUUAAAAUACUGGCAGCGUGAACUCGGCAAAGACCGGAUAAUCACCAUUGAUGGAUCGAUGCUGAACGUAGAUCCUGCAGGCCAAAUCGAGCGGUUGCAAGAUUUCUUUGGUCUCAGCAAAGAAAUAAGCUACAAAAACUUCAUUUUCCAUCAAAAUCGAGGAAUUCUUUGUCUCCAAGGUUCAAAUGGGCUUCCUUGUUGUCCAACGGAUGAAAAAGGAAGAUCGCUUGGAAUCGAAAUAGACCCAGAAAUUAAAACAAGGAUAUGUGAAUUUUUCAAGCCUUUCGACGACUACAUGCUUGAAAUGAUGGACCUCGAUUGGCCAAGUUGGCGGGACACCUGCGAAUAG